Molecule: messenger RNA, 4311 nt
Organism: Drosophila eugracilis
Lineage: Eukaryota; Metazoa; Arthropoda; Insecta; Diptera; Drosophilidae
Gene: pds5
Product: sister chromatid cohesion protein PDS5 homolog B
Exons: 14
Coding region: 260-3910 (1216 amino acids)
Biological process (GO): mitotic sister chromatid cohesion; DNA repair
Cellular component (GO): chromatin; nucleus
Source: RefSeq, a predicted model, not a curated record
ACGAUCCGUGCGUGGAUUAAUGGCGUGCCACUCCGCAUAAAUGCUACUCGAUUUUUCUUAUUUUUCACAACAAACGCGCCGCAAAUCAACUCCAAAAAUCGAACAUGCGUAAAUAAUUGGAUACAAAUAUUCAUUUCAUAAUCCAGUGACAUCCAGGAGCCGUGUGUUUGGCGGUGAUUGAAAGCAGCGGUUUGCAAAUUUGCAAAAAAUUGUGCCGCCGCCUGCCCGUUGUGAAAAGUAGCUUCCUUUAGUGUUGAGGAUGGCGGACAUAGUGUAUCCUGCUGGAUGUCGCCCGCUGGUGGAGGACUUAGGCACCGACGAGCUGAUAAGGCGCCUUAAGACCCUCGCCAAUGUCCUGCAGACCAUGGACCAAGACGAUAAUCUCUACCAGCAGUACAUUCCAUUGGCUCUCCAUCUACUGGAUGACUUUUUCAUGCAACAUCCUUCCCGCGAUGUCCAGCUCCUAAUCGCCUGCUGCGUGGCGGAUGUCCUGCGUGUUUACGCACCUGAGGCGCCCUACAAAGAGCAAGAUCAAAUCAAAACUAUAUUUAAGUUUUUUAUAAAGCAACUUCACGGUCUAAAGGAUCCGCGCGAUCCCUCUUUUAAGCGUUACUUCUAUCUACUAGAGAAUUUAGCCUUUGUAAAGUCCUUCAACAUGUGCUUCGAACUGGAAGACUGCCAGGAGAUUUUCCAGGAGUUAUUCAGUACCAUCUUCAAGAUUGUCAAUGACCAGCAUAGCGCAAAGGUUACUAACUUUUUUCUGGAUGUGCUGAGCCCUCUGAUCACAGAAGCCGAUAAUCUUUCGGUGGAAUUGUUGGAUCUCAUACUAAUUAACAUUGUUGAACCGUAUAAAUCAAACAACAAGUUUGCCUGCCAACUAACCGAACAACUCCUCACCAAAACGGGCGAUGCUCUUGAGUCCACCAUCAAAAUGUUCUUCAACCGUGCUUUGGUUAUGGAUAAGCCAAACACGAAACUGUCCAUAACAAACAAAAUCUACGAUAUUAUCUACGAGCUUAACCGUAUCAAUGCAGACCUGCUGGUCUCAGUGCUGCCUCAAUUAGAGAACAAACUGCUGUCCACAGACGAUGCUGAGAGGCUGAAGGCCACCACUCUCUUAGCUCGUAUGUUCUCGGAAAAGGACUCACAGUUGUCAAAAAAGUAUCAAAGCCUUUUAAAAAUCUUCUUCGGUCGUUUCUGUGACAUCAGCGAGACUGUUCGCAUUAAGUGUGUUCAGUCGUCAAUGCACUUCCUGCUUAAUCAUCCAAAUCUUCAGCCCGAUAUUACCGAAAAAUUACGGCUUCGAAAUCACGACCUGGACGAGGCUGUGCGCCACGAAGUCGUUAUGGCUAUUGUAGAGACAGCUAAGCGAGACUUCAGUCUGGUGAUCGAGGCAUCCGAACUUCUAGAGAUUGUACGUGAACGGACGUUGGACAAGAAGUACAAGAUUAGGAGGGAUGCGAUGAAUGGUCUAGCGUACAUCUACAAGAGAGCGAUCUGCGAGCCUAACGAUUUAAGCACAGGGCUUAAGGUUAGAGUCGACUGGAUCAAAAACAAGAUACUACACGGUUACUAUAAAGUGGGCUUAGAGGAUCGCCUGCUAGUGGAACGCCUUCUUAUCACCUGCCUAGUUCCAUACAAACUAGCUCCCGAGGAGCGCAUGAAAAAGCUGUAUCAUCUGUUGGGCGAUCUGGAUGCUAACGCCACGAAGGCUUUUGUGGAGCUGCAGAAGAACCAAAUGAAGACUCGCAACACGGUCAGUGAUUGGAUCAAGCUGCACCACUCCAAGGAGUUUACGCCGCGCGUCUUGAACCAGCUUAGCGCUAAGCAGGCCAACAUUGCCAAACUGCUUCCAGAUCCUCUGAAGGCAGCCGAGUACCUCACCCAGUUUAGCAACAACCUGCGAAAAGAUGCCCAGCUGUUACGCUGCAUCAACAUAGUCCUGAAACGUGACGUAAGCUGCCGGGAGUGUGCCGAUACGAUGGGUGUGCUGCUGAAAAAGCUGGGCGCCCACGUACACUCGAAUCUGUAUUACAACACUGUCAAAAUGCUUAUUGAACGUGUGGCAUCCGUGAUGGUGGACAAAGAAUCCAUUGGCGUACUUGUUGGCCUCAUUGAGCAAUGCAUCCAGGGAGGGUCCAUGUGCGAGGAGAUCGGCAUCUCCCCACAGGAAGCGGGAGAACGUGGGCUCAAGUUGUUAAGCAUGCUUUCCUAUGUCUUCUCAGCUCACUUUUUCACGGAUACCUCGCUACGACAUUUAAUUUCCCUGCUCAGUUACGAACAUGACUAUGUUUCUCCCUUGGUGCUCAAGACUCUUACGCAUCUGGGACGCUAUCAGCCCCUUAUUGACGACACCACACCGGCCAUUCUCGAAGAGCUGGCUCCGGUGUGCAAGGACUUCGCUUUGAUCGGAACACCGAAACAGGCAAAACACGCAGUGCGUUGUAUUUUCGUGAACAGCCAGUCGUCGGCAGCAACUGAUGGAUCAGCAAGCGGAUCUGGGAGCGCAUCCACCACUACUCAAACAGUGCAUCCCAUAUUCAACGAGAUUAUUGAAACACUCCGCCUCAAACUGACUCCAAACUGCGAGCACCAGCGCACCAAGAUUGUGACAUUGGGUCACAUUGCUUUCAAUAUGCCACAGGCCUUCCUUACGCCUAUUAAAAACAUGAUUGCGCGUCGCAUUGUUAAAGAGCUACUCAUUCAAGAGGUUCCGGCGCAGCGGGAUUACGAACUACCAGAAGACAGCGACUGGUGUGCCCAAGAAGAACUGCCGCCUGACACGUUGUGUAAGCUGGAUGCACUCAAAGCAAUGGCCCGAUGGCUUUUGGGUCUACGCACUGAUGAACAUGCCGCUCAGAAGACAUUCCGAAUGCUGGCCGCAUUUGUCAACCAGCGUGGCGAUCUCCUCGGCCAGAACCGCCUUUGCGGUGCCGAAAAAUCCUGGUUGCGUCUGGGGGCUGCCUGCGCCAUGCUCAAGGUGUGCGAGCAGAAGGGCGUCGGCGACCAGUAUAGUGCCGAGCAGUAUUUGCAGCUGUCCCAGCUGAUGGUUGAUCCGGUGCCUGAGGUACGAGAAAUCUUUGCUCGCAAACUGCACAAGGGAUUGGGAAGAAGUCUGCCAAGGAAUUGUUUGCCCCUGGAUUUUAUGGGCUUGUAUGUGCUGGCUGGCCUAGAGACUGACAGAAAAUUACAAGACCUUGUACGUCAUUAUGCGGAAACAGAUGUAAACAAACGUCGGGAAUAUCUCAAGACUGUGGCUAUGACGUCUCCCGACAGUUCAACGGAGUCACAAUCACUUCACUUACUACCUGACUAUAUGCUGGCUUUCGCCAUUCCUGUGCUGGUCCACGAUCCGCGCUUUACGAAUCAUGAAGACUAUGUUCAGCUGCGCAAAAUGGAAAAAUGCCUGCGUUUCAUUCUGGAGCCUCUUAUGGCCAAACGCGAAUCGUUUGUCCACAGCUUCUACAAACAGCUACUACAACUGAUAAAGCAUCGGGAGUUCAGUCAGGGCUCGGACAAGCGCGACAACUAUAAAAUGUGGGCGCUCUGCGAUCUCGCUAUGUACAUUAUCGACUCAAAAUUCAGUCCAUUUGAUGCCAACACGAACACAUUUUCCAUGCCGCUGGCCCUGCCAGAAAUGUAUUAUAAACAGCCUGCCGCGGCGAAUUUUCAAAACAACGACGUCUAUAUACCGCUGGACGUGUAUACAUUGGGAGUUAAAUCUACGAGCAAAGCUGCCACGACGGCUAUGACAACGUCGCGAGCUGCUACAAAAAGGCCGGCAGAACCAUCCAUUCUCGAUGAUGAGAAUCCGCAGGAGAAUAAUUUGUUUGACAACAUACGAGCGGCUGACACUACAGAGCCCAUGGCCAAAAGAACUCGUGGGGGAGCUACCACGGCCAAAUCAUAGGAAUUUGAGGCGCAGAAUAAUGCUGCAUUGAGCGCAUACUUGUUAGUUUAGUUAUGUUUAGUAUAGGCGCCUAAGUUAACUAAAUAUUUAAGACGUAGGGGAGACUACGAUAGUUGUUAAACCGACACUACCUAAUACCUACAUCAUGCAGAUCAGACUUAAAUAAUAAGAAUUCGGACUAUUUAGUUUCGCAAUUUGUAAAUUUGUGAGAAAGACCAAAAACACAAAAUUCAGAUAACGUGUCGUAUCAGCUGUUAACCGCAUCUCUGUAAAAGUAAUUAUUUAUCAAUCAGAAAGUUUUUACAUUGUUUUUUAUAGUGUCAGAUUAUUUGAUUUAACUUUUUAUCUUUAGUUGUAGUCAUUAUUUUAUAUCGAAUAAAUGAAGGAGAGUAUAUCGCGAA